Aspergillus tanneri is the source of this 1647-nucleotide messenger RNA. Its product is annotated as putative amino acid permease. Gene Ontology annotation, biological process: amino acid transmembrane transport. Bases 1 to 1647 code for a protein of 548 amino acids. Gene Ontology annotation, cellular component: membrane. The transcript is spliced from 3 exons. Gene Ontology annotation, molecular function: amino acid transmembrane transporter activity. NCBI's taxonomy places the organism in Eukaryota, Fungi, Ascomycota, Eurotiomycetes, Eurotiales, Aspergillaceae. The record is from RefSeq and is a predicted model, not a curated record.
AUGGUUGGCGAUCACAGCAUGGAGAAGGCCACCGAUGCGAUCUCACAUGGUAUUGAAUCCCGGGACCACGAUGCUCCUGUGCUCAAGGAGGAGGUACAGCUUAAUGUGGGCGGCCGUGGAGCCACACAGCGACGUCUCAAAAAUUACCAGGUCAACAUGAUCGGGUUCUGCGGUGGCAUUGGGACUGGCCUGUUUGUGGGCACUGGCGCCGCCUAUGCCAAUGCCGGACCGGCAGGUCUGCUGCUGGCGUACCUGGUGGUGGGAUUAGUGCUGUGGUGUGUGAUGCAAAGCAUCGCGGAGCUGGCCACACUGCUGCCCACGGCGGGCUCCUUCCCUCACUGGGCCACGCGCUUCAUCGACCCGGCUGUGGGCUUCUCGCUGGCCAUUUCGUACGGAUACUGCUACACUAUUGCCAUUGCGUCAGAGGUGUCGGCUGCGGCGGUGAUUGUCUCUUUCUGGACAGACAUAACGCCCGCGGUGGUCAUUACCGUGGGUUUGGUCUUGAUCCUGGCCAUCAACCUAAUGAAUGUGCGCUUCUAUGGUGAGACUGAGGUCGUCGCUGGCGCCAUCAAGGUGCUCUGUUUCGUCGGCCUGGUGGUGGUGUCCAUUGUGAUCACCUCCGGUGGUGGCCCCCAUCACAAGGCGAUCGGGUUCCGCUACUGGAACAACCCAGGCGCAUGGACCGACUAUAAUGGCAUCACGGGCCCGGCAGGCCAUUUCCUCGGAUUUCUGUCGUCGUUUGUGAACGCCUCGUUCAGUUUCGUCGGUGUCGAGACGGUCGUCAUCACCGCUGCAGAGUCUGUCGACCCACACCAUGCCAUCCCUAAGGCCGCUCGGCGCGUUACCUUCCGCAUCGCCUUCUUCUACAUUCUGGGGGCGUUCCUCAUCGGGCUGAUCGUGAAUCCCACCAAUCCAGCGCUUGUCUCCGGCUCCAACAACGCUAACAGUUCACCCUGGGUCAUUGCCAUCCGAGAGGCGGGCAUUAGCGCCUUGCCGUCUAUCGUGAACGCCUGUAUUCUCGUAUCUGCCUGGUCUGCUGGAAACUCGUACUGCUGGGUCGGCUCGCGCAUGAUCCUGGCCAUGACGACGGAUCGCCAGCUGCCCCAAGUCUUCGGCCGGGUCACCAAGAAGGGGGUGCCAUAUGUAGCGGUCAUUGCUUCUUGGCUGUUUGGGCCAUUGGCAUAUCUAAGUCUCGGGUCGGGCGGCGCGGCGCAGGCUUUCGCAUGGCUGUUGAAUUUGAGCACCAUCGCGGGCCUCAUUGCAUGGGCGACGCUCUGCUUCUGCUACAUCCGGUUCUACGCCGGGCUGAAGGAACAAGGCAUCAGCCGCAGCUCUCUGCCCUGGCAGGCCCCGUUCCAGCCGUACGCAGCGUGGUUUGGCUUCAUCGGGUCCACCAUCAUCACUUUCGUGGCCGGAUUUCCCGUCUUCCUCAAGGGCAACUGGUCCACGUCGAACUUUGUCGCGUCGUACGUUGGCAUUCCAAUCUUCAUAGUGCCCAUUAUCGGCUGGAAGAUCAUCCAUCGUACGAAGUUCGUCCGAGCCUCCAAUAUUGAUCUAUGGUCUGGCCGUCUCCAGGAAGGUGAGAUCAUCGAGCACACCGUCCCGCCGACAGGCCUGUGGGGGAGUUUCGUAGACUGGCUUUUCUGA